AUGAAGCCUGUGAUAAAAGAGGAGAUUGAUGCAAUGAGAGCACAAUUCAAAGAAAUUGAUGCUCGGCCAGCAAAGAAGGUGGCACAAGCGAAAGCUAGAAAGAAACGAGUUGUUUAUAGGCAGCUAGAAAAGGUACGCAAGAAGGCCAACUCUAUAUCGGAUCAGACAAAAAUAUUAGACCAUUCAAAGAGUAAAAUGAUCGAACAACUUUAUAAGAAGGCAACACCUAAAAAACCUAAGAAGGAAUAUGUGGUAGCAAAGAAGGGAGUCCAAGUCAAGGCUAGAAAGGGGAAAGUUCUUGUUGAUAGACAAAUGACAAAGGAUGCCAGGAAGCAUGGAAUGAACAAGUGGGGAAAAGAAACAAAAGGAAAGCAGAAAGGUAAAGGAUCAGCAAAGGGACCAGGAAAGGGGAAAGAAAAGGGAAAGGGAAAAGGAAAAUGGGGGAGUAAAAUGAAGUAG
Messenger RNA from Fraxinus pennsylvanica, 459 nucleotides. Lineage: Eukaryota; Viridiplantae; Streptophyta; Magnoliopsida; Lamiales; Oleaceae. The record is from the annotation of a GenBank genome assembly.